CGAAGAAGAGGAAGAGCAAGAGAACGGACCAUACCAACGCCACAUUAUGACAAGAUUAUCAUCCUCUCGCGUCGUGUUUCUUUCCAUGUGUAUAAUUCUAGUGCUUUUAAAGCAAGAAACCAUCUGUAAUAUCGUUUUUCAGCCCGCAUUUAUUCUUGCCUCUGGUCCAAGGAUAUCAGCCUUUCUGGUUGGAAACGUGUCUGGCAUUUCCUUAAACAUCAGUGUUGUUGCACCCAUAUAUGCAACUGGUAGCCUUCCAGCACCAACCUGUAAUGCAGUUUCUCAAACAUGGUGGAAUCUUUCAUAUGAGUUAAUUGGAAAGAAUAUCAUCCUGGUACGGCUGAGUUUGAACCGUAGUCUGGAACUGUGUGGGAAUGAAACAGUUGCCUCUGACUGCUGCCCGGAGCCGCUGUGUCUACAAGAGAUUCUCCUGGUGUCUGCCUGUGCAGAUGAAAUGCCCAAAGCCUCACUCAUUAUACAAACCAAGGUUUAUGCCCAGAUUGUUCCUAGCAAACCCCCGUCAGAAAAUAAAACGGUCAUUCCUAAUCAAGUGUUUCAGCCUCUCGGGGACUGUCCAUGUGAUAUUUCCCCAGUCGAGUGUGACAUACUCUGCUGUUGUGACCAGGACUGCACCCAAGAGUUGCUGGGAUUGUUUGAAACUCAAUGUCUUCCUGGACCUUUUGGGGGAAGUUUCAACCUUGUUCCAGACUAUCAAUGCUUAGCUCAGUCCUCUGAAAAUAACCCUGAUUGGUUCCCCUUCCUCUGUGUUACCUCACCCUCUGACAACAACCCUUUUCUGGGACUUUUCUACAAUGGUGGGACAGUCACUCCUAAGCCAAGUCCAUCAUUCAAAGCUCAGCAGGUGACAGAUGCUGUACCUCCCAUUAAUUACCGCCAGGGGGAUCCAAUCUUCACUAUAGCUGACCAGUAUUUCACUAUUCCACAGAAAUCUGGACUCGGCCAAUGUGUUGAAAAUGCUCCAGUGGCAUUUUUGGUCAACUUUGAGUCUCAGUGCAUGAGAAAGCUUCAGUCUUGUCCGUCGCCAUCAGACAACCUGAGGGUGAACGUUAAGGAUGGACGGGGAGGUGUGGUCACAGUCAAUGUUGUGGAUGAAGUGGCCAGAGACCUCCGUGUGUUUCUGUCAAAUGUUUCUGAGCUCACAUCUGUCCCACAACAGUGUGAUGAUGUUGUUCUGGCCUUGCGUUACACUCUUUACUGGCGAGAGAAUGGCCUCACCGAAAUUACUGUGACACGGACAACUGCAAGCAUAACUCUUCCUGUGUUUUUAACCAGCAGAUAUUCUGCACUGUUUGUAAAUGGAAAUGAAAUAUCUCGGUCAUUUUCUGGCAAUCCAGGUUAUCAGGUAAAGAAGCCAGUGCUUGGUGGGAUUUUGGACUCUGAUACAGCAGUUAUACAGAGAGCCCAGAUCAACCUUUGGCAGCCAGGCGGAGAAGGCAUUUGUUCCACUGCUGAUCUGAGACCAGUUCUGUAUGGGAUCAACUCCACAUCAGGCUGUCUCAUUCCUGUGAGUCUGUUGAACCUGACACAGUGUAGCCAGCUCAGUAAAACAGUGCGUGCUGUUCUAGCUGGAUUAGUGACUGCUACUCUAGUCUCCAGAACAGGAAAGCCAGAUUUUUACAACCUUGCAGACUGGGUCAACAUUUCUACUUCAGUGAUGAACUCCAGUCAGCCAGCAGAGGGCAGCAGUGGCGAAUGUUCAGCUGUUCCAACACACCUUCAUAUUCAUGUCAGGAGUGUCAUCAUGGGAAGGGUGCAAGGUGUGCCACAGAAGGUUAUCCAGUCAGUGGAGAUUAGUUUCAGAGAAACAGCAUGGAGGAUAGAGUGCGAUAUGGGCAUGUCUAACCCCUGUGUAGACCCAGAGAUAAUGCAGACGUUCCCUGUGACCUCUUCUGUGACAUUCACUGAGAAUCCUCUUAAUGCCCAACCCCCUAGAUCCAGGUUCAGUAUUAACUUCACAGAGUUUGACUGUGACAGGAACGAUGUGUGUUGGCCUGAGCUGGCUUUCCCUCUCACAAGAUACUAUACUGGUGAGCCGUAUUCCCAGGCUCUGGCUAAAGGUCUUAUUCUAGUGUUCUUCUUCAUCGCUGCAUCUGUUUUAGGAACACCAUGGAGACAAAUAAGACAAGCAUGGAACAAUGCUUCACUGUGAGAGAGAAAUUGUUUGCAAUACGUUAACCUCAUGGCAGUUGGGAUGGAUAUGAUUGGUUGUGGUUUUCAAAAUAGCUAGUGGAUUUGAUAAAAAAUACUUUUAAAUUAUGAAUAGCUCGUCGGCCAAAAAACCGACGAGCUUUUUUUUUUUUUUACAUUUGAUUGUAAAUAACUGUAAAGAUGGAAUUAUUUAUUUUAUUCUAUUAUGGUUGGUAUUUUUUUUUAUGUCAAGAAGUGUUUAUUAUGCUUUGUGAAAAUACAGUUUGUACUUUUUGAA
Molecule: messenger RNA, 2446 nt
Organism: Xyrauchen texanus (razorback sucker)
Lineage: Eukaryota; Metazoa; Chordata; Actinopteri; Cypriniformes; Catostomidae
Gene: tctn2
Product: tectonic family member 2
Exons: 18
Coding region: 47-2170 (707 amino acids)
Biological process (GO): smoothened signaling pathway; cilium assembly; protein localization to ciliary transition zone
Cellular component (GO): MKS complex
Source: RefSeq, a predicted model, not a curated record